CACCCCUUAUCCUGAUCGCCACCAUCUAUAAUCUUCAUUUGCAUUAUAAAAACCAUAGGUUCCUAGCUCAUGAGAGGCAGAUCAGACAAAAAACAAUCAACCGAGCCAAUACGGCGGUACGAUAUAUACCAGACAAAUUAAACAGAGUAAUUCGGAAGAAGUUAAGAUGGAGAUAUUGUCGCAGAUGUGGUCGUUCUUGGGCCUCCUCACCGUCCUACAAAACGUCUUGCCAUCCCAGCUCCUCUCCCUCCUUCACUCAUUCUACGAGUCCCUCCAGGACAUGUUCACUCCCUACUCCUACUUCGAGAUCCCUGAGUUCAACGGCUACUGCGGCGUCGACGUCAACGACCUCUACCGCCACGUCAAUCUCUACCUGAACUCCGUCAACCACUCCUCCACCUGUCGCCGUCUCACCCUCUCCCGCUCCAGAUCCUCCAAUCGCAUUUCCUUCACCGUCGCACCCAACCACACCGUCCAUGACACCUUCCGUGGCCACAGCGUCUCCUGGACCCACCACGUGGAGACUGUCCAAGACUCUUUGGAAGAGAAACGCAGCUUCACUCUCAAGCUCCCCAAGCGACACCGUCAGGUCCUUCUCUCACCCUACCUCGAUCAAGUCACCUCACGUGCCGAGGAGUUCGAGCGUGUCUCCCGCGAACGCAGGCUAUUCACCAACAACGGCCACGGCUCCUACGAGUCCGGCUGGGUUUCUGUCCCGUUCCGUCACCCUUCCACGUUCGAAACCCUGGCGCUGGAGCCCGAGCUGAAGAAGCAGAUCACGGAGGACCUAACCGCAUUCGCUAACGGGAAAGAGUUUUACCAUAGAGUUGGUCGUGCAUGGAAGCGCGGAUACUUGCUCCACGGCCCGCCUGGAUCAGGGAAGUCGAGCCUGAUAGCAGCCAUGGCCAACUAUCUGUGCUACGACGUAUAUGACCUCGAACUUACCAAAGUGUCCGACAACUCCGAGCUCAGAGCUUUGCUCAUACAGACCACGAAUCGGUCGAUCAUCGUCAUCGAAGAUAUCGACUGCACCGUUGAUCUGACGGCAGAUAGGAUGCUGAAAACGACGUCGAAGAGGAUGAGAAGGGGGAGGGAGACGUGCCGACGGCCUGAGGGAGAUGAGGCCGAGAGGGGGAGGGUGACAUUAUCGGGGCUUUUGAACUUCACGGACGGGCUUUGGUCGUGCUGCGGGGAGGAGAGGAUCAUAGUUUUCACGACCAACCACAGGGAAAACGUCGACCCAGCGCUGGUGAGAUGUGGGAGGAUGGACGUGCACGUGAGCCUGGGAACGUGCGGCAUGCACGCGUUCAAGGCCCUGGUGAAGAACUACCUCGGCCUGCAGUCCCACCCGGUGUUCGACGCUGUGGAGAGCUGUGCAGGGUCCGGCGGGGCGCUGACUCCAGCUCAGGUGGGGGAGAUCCUGCUAAGAAAUAGGGGGGACGCCGACAAGGCCUUGAAGGAGGUGGUCUCCGCCAUGCAAGACAGGAUGAUAAUGCGUGGGGGUGGAGGAGGUGGGGCUCACGGACUGUUUGAUGACGUGGCAGAGAGGUCUCCGGAGAAAGCGUUAAAAGUGGAGAACUGGGACUCGUUGUCGCCAGGUGGAAAGGGUGUGGGCAUGGGCAGUAAUAAGAUGAGGAAAGAGGGGAAGGUGAAGUUCUUAGUGAGGCUUAGAUCUCUGACCAAGUCUGAUUCCGGAAGAAGAGGUGUUUGAGUGCAAGUCCGUGGGGUUAUUGUGUGUUCAUCGGAGAUUUGGGGACAUGGUGUAGAUGUGAUUUUUUCUUCUACGUACAAGUUUUUACUCUUUAAUGUAAUUGUCGAAGCUAAGAACAAAUUUUCCGUUUGAGAUGUACAUACGUCAAAACAGAUGAAAAUUCCCUGAAGCUAUCAUAUCUCCGAUCGAGUUUGAAGACUUGAAGUCGAUCCCACGGAAAAGAGAUAAUCAAAUGAAACGAAAUUCAUAGUUUUUAUAUUUCUCUUCA
This is a messenger RNA of Juglans regia (Persian walnut), 1979 nucleotides long. RefSeq names its product AAA-ATPase At4g30250-like. The coding region runs from base 167 to 1711 and encodes 514 amino acids. The record is from RefSeq and is a predicted model, not a curated record. Gene Ontology annotation, molecular function: ATP hydrolysis activity; ATP binding. NCBI's taxonomy places the organism in Eukaryota, Viridiplantae, Streptophyta, Magnoliopsida, Fagales, Juglandaceae. The transcript has a single exon.